This is a messenger RNA of Ochotona curzoniae (black-lipped pika), 1431 nucleotides long. It is a transcript of the gene CUNH8orf76, whose product is annotated as chromosome unknown C8orf76 homolog. The transcript is spliced from 6 exons. The record is from RefSeq and is a predicted model, not a curated record. Bases 105 to 1250 code for a protein of 381 amino acids. Gene Ontology annotation, molecular function: protein binding. Lineage: Eukaryota; Metazoa; Chordata; Mammalia; Lagomorpha; Ochotonidae.
UACAGCUCCCGGCAUGCCGCGUUCCAGCGGCGGCACCGCCCCUUCCGCUCGGUCCGCACGUGGGCGUGGCCGCUUCUUGGUGUCCGGCGGGUCGACUGCGGCAGAUGGAGUCCGGUUGCUGGUUGUUCGGCGGCGAGUUCGAGGAUUCAGUGUUCGAAGAGAGACCGGAGCGGAGGCUCGGGCCGCCCGCGCCCUACCGCGCUAAGCGCUGCGAGCCGCAGUGGUUCUGCGAAGAAACAGCGAGCAGUGAUGAUGUGGAGGCCCUGAGUACUAAGAAGUUCCGAGGGGACCUGGCCUACCGCCGCCAAGAAUAUGAGGCAGCACUGCAGGAGUAUUCCAGCAUCGCGGAAAAAUUGUCGUUGACCAACUUUGCCAUGCAGAGGGAUGUCCGGGAAGGCCAGGCCCGCUGUCUGGCUCGGCUUGGGCGGCACGAGGAAGCGCUGGCAGUGGCCACCUGCCUGGAAAAGAAAGCCACUAACACAGACCAUUUAACCACCGUGCUGUACCUACAAUUUGCUAUUUUCUCCAGUUGGCAGGACGUGGAGAGGACAGUUUUCUGCUUGCAGAAACUGAUUUCUUUGCAUCCUUUUAAUCCCUGGAACUGGGGCAGGCUGGCAGAGGCGUACCUGCGUCUGGGGCUAGCUCUCACCACAUCCUUUGCGUCAUCUCAGAAGCAGAACAGCUUCACCUCAGGUGCUGAGAUGGUCAGCUCCCCCUCUCCGCACUCGGGCAGAGGGGGCCUUUCGUGUUCCCCUGAAACCUUGCCUGGGACCUCUGCGUUGGCGGAGGAAGCAGGGAGCAGUCACAGCCAGGAAGAGGAGCCGGCGACGGGAGACGUUCCACACUGUGUGGCAGAGAAGAGAGAGGCAGCGCUGAGAGACACGCAGAUGAAGGCCUGCGCCUCUUUUAUACGAACCAGGCUUUUGCUUCAGCUUACGCAGUCGCAGCAAACAUCGUUUGCUUUGGAGAAGAACCUAAGGACUCAGCGGGAGAUUGAAGACAGAAUGAAAGGGUUCAGCUUCAAAGAAGACACUUUGCUGGUGAUUGCUGAGGUCAUGGGAGAAGACAUCGUUCCAGAAAAAAUCAAGGAGGAGCUUCACUCCGAGGUGAAGAGUGUCGGGCCCGCGGCCCUAACCGCCUGGGAGGCUGCCUCUUGCGAGGAGUUCGAAGCCAGGUGGUUCCACAGGAUCCGAGAGCAGCUCUGGCCCUGCCGCAGUCAGCUCAGCGUGCACACCCACACCUCGGCCUAGCGGUCCUGUCCGCAAGAUGGACGGAUCCUGGUUUGCCUGAGACGGGAUCUGCUGGUACUCACAGGACAUGGGGAUUAAGGCCGGCGACUUGUGUUUUAUAAAAAUGGCUUCUAUUGAGCCCAGCGUGAUGGCUCAAUUUUCUAAUCCUCUACCUCCAAGUGCCAGGAUCCCAUAUGGGCAC